UCCCUCUCUGCUGCAACGUGGGGUUUCCCAGCGCUGACUGCAGGGUUACCGCGCCCAUCUCAUCGCUCGGUGGCCGGACAAGAGUGUUACUACGGAAAGGGCAGAUGUUAAGCUCGGCAAAAAGGAGACAGUAGGCUGUCUUGUUGGGUGAGCUUUAGUGAAUUUAAAGAUUGGCUUUUUAUCUGCCUGGGCAGUGCCUUCAUUAAAGGGCUAUAGUGGGUGUGAUUCCCCCCUCUCCGUCCCCUCCCCUCUCCGGUUGGUUGACUGAGGUUGUCAAGCUCCCCCAGCCGUAGCCUGCGUUCGGGAAGGGCUACUCCUCGGAAAACUACGCUAGCUGGCUUAAGCUAGUUAGUAAGCUAGCGUUGUGGUGUUCGUUGAUGCGUGGAUCGGAGAUACACACCGUCCCGUGUUCCAGUCAAUGCCCAAACACAAAAACAGGCGCAAAUUGAAUCAGAGCAACAAGUGCCCGUGGUAGCUGGAGUAAGGUAAUUGAAAAAGCAGAAUAAAAUGAGUGAACUGGACCAGUUACGCCAAGAGGCAGAGCAGCUCAAGAAUCAGAUCAGAGAUGCCAGGAAAGCAUGUGCAGAUGCCACACUAUCACAGAUCACAGCUAACAUUGACCCCGUUGGCCGAAUCCAGAUGCGUACAAGACGAACGCUGCGGGGCCAUUUGGCUAAAAUAUAUGCCAUGCAUUGGGGAACAGAUUCUAGGCUCUUGGUCAGUGCCUCUCAAGAUGGCAAACUUAUUAUUUGGGAUAGCUAUACCACAAAUAAGGUUCAUGCCAUUCCACUUCGAUCUUCCUGGGUCAUGACUUGCGCAUAUGCGCCUUCAGGAAACUAUGUGGCCUGUGGUGGCUUAGAUAACAUCUGUUCCAUCUACAACCUGAAAACACGUGAGGGGAAUGUACGUGUGAGCCGUGAGCUCGCUGGACAUACAGGAUACCUGUCCUGUUGUCGCUUUCUUGAUGACAACCAGAUUGUUACAAGCUCUGGAGAUACCACUUGUGCACUUUGGGACAUUGAGACUGGCCAGCAGACAACCACAUUUGCCGGACACACCGGUGAUGUCAUGAGCCUGUCACUGGCCCCUGACUCAAGGUUAUUUGUCUCUGGUGCUUGUGAUGCCUCUGCUAAACUCUGGGAUGUUCGAGAGGGCAUGUGCAGACAGACAUUUACUGGCCAUGAGUCUGACAUUAAUGCCAUCUGUUUUUUCCCUAAUGGAAAUGCCUUUGCCACGGGCUCUGAUGAUGCCACCUGCAGGCUGUUUGAUCUGCGUGCUGAUCAGGAAUUAAUGAUCUAUUCUCAUGACAAUAUCAUAUGUGGCAUCACCUCUGUGGCAUUCUCAAAGAGUGGCCGCCUUCUUCUGGCAGGAUAUGAUGACUUUAACUGCAAUGUGUGGGACACACUAAAAGCUGAUCGUGCUGGUGUGUUGGCUGGACAUGACAACCGCGUUAGCUGCCUGGGAGUUACUGAUGAUGGCAUGGCAGUUGCAACAGGAUCCUGGGACAGUUUUCUGAAGAUCUGGAAUUGAAGCCUGAAGAUGUUCAUUUAACUCCAAAGUUGACUGGAAGACCAUUACAACUUGAGAAUGUUCACAGCAUCUUCUUCAACACUGUUUAAACUGACUUGGACACCACAAAAACGAAGGGAAACCAAUGCCUUUCCUACACAAAGAAGAGCACAAUUGUUUAUCACCUAGUUAAGAAAGGAUCUCCUGUGGUAUCAAAUCCGAAACUUGUGCAUUCCUUCUUGGACCAUUUUAUGUUACCUUGAAAGAGAAAACAACACUAUCAUCCCAUGCAAAUGUGUGCGUCUUGAAAGCAAAUGUUGGAGUGUAAUUGUACAAAUUAUUUAACUUUUUUCCUUUUUUUUUUUUUUUUUUUUGUUCUCUGUCCUUUUUUUUUUUUUUUUUUUUUUUUUUUUUUUUUUUUGUUAAAGAUUUCUAUUCUGAUGGUUUGUUAUUCUUGAUGGCUUUCUUUUUUUUUCUUCUUUUUUUUUUGUUGUCAUAUUUCUUUAGUGGUUUUAGAUAUGUUUGAAUUACAGCUUGUCUUUCUAAUCCAGGUAAAUCAUAUAAGACAGAUGAGAAAAACAUGCAGAAGUAAAAAGCUUGGAUCAUAUUACACGAGCAGCUUUCAAAAUGUCCAUGAUGUAUUUAUAUACUAGCUGUUUUUGUUUCAUCACAGCCUUUUGCACAUGAAGCUUUGCCUCUCAACUAAUACUGUGUUAACUAACCAAGCACAUGCUAUAAGUUAUGAAUGCUCAUUCCAGUACAGAAAGAGUUAUUACCAGUAAAUUAUCCAGUUAACCCCCUUAAUUCUUGUACAUGCCUUUGACUUUUGGUGGGAAGGGUUUGGUUUAGGGUGCUGAGGUAACUGAGGCAUGGCUCGAUUUUACUAUAUGAAAGGGGGAUUUGUGUUUCGUAUCCACUUUGAGUGAAACACCUCACCUGACAUAAUAGACACUUCCUUUGCUUGGGACUGCAGUUGCAACUCUGUGAAUGAAAUGUACAAAAUCAAUGUCUGAAAAUAAUGGUCUGUUUUAAGUUAAGACAUUUAAUUUUGUCUGCCAUGAGUUAAUUUAGAUGUGCAUGCUGUAGACUUGCUUUCAAUGGUGCAAAAAUCCUAGAUUUUUCUUGUUUCCAAAAAGGAGAGUAACCUGUUGAUUGAACUUAAUAGAGGCCAAUUUAUUUUUGGCUCAAACUCUGCAUACAUACAUCAUGUACUAAUACUGGUAACGCUAUGCACCAGAGUGAGCAAGAAUGGAAACAGACUUAUUAUUGACUGCAUACUUAAUGUAAAUUAUGCUUACCAGUUCUAUUGAUGCCAAUUUUGUAAUAAUUAUAACAAUCAUUGUGAGAAAUCUAUCCUUGAAAAGUCCUUCUCUCUCCUUCAAAUCUUCACACACACACAAUGGAACAAAAAUGUCCUCACACAGUUUUUUUUUUUUUUUUUUUUUUUUGUCCCCCCCCCCCCCCCCUUUGGUCUUAAAUUGGAACAUCUGAAUGACAACAUUUUCACUGUAUACAGAAGCACUUUUGUUAAAGUUGUGACAUAUUUUCACUUUACUUUCUUUUCUUCUUUUUUUUUUUUUUUUUUUCCUUUCUGCGAUGAUGUACAAUAAAUGUGAUGUAUUAGUGUGUGGCCACAAGUGAAAAUGCAAUUCAACUGAGGUGGAUUCCCUUUUCUCUUUCCAUUAAUAUUAUAGAGCUCUGCACCCUUAUGUACCUAUUCACAUUUUGUAUUUCAUUUCGGUCUGUUGGUGUUCCACGGUGAGCUGGAUGCAAGAUAGAUACUGUACUAAAUUGUACUGUUAUUGAUUGGAAAAUGUAAUAAAAAGCUGUUUGAGAUCUC
Messenger RNA from Oreochromis aureus, 3349 nucleotides. It is a transcript of the gene gnb1b, whose product is annotated as guanine nucleotide binding protein (G protein), beta polypeptide 1b. The record is from RefSeq and is a predicted model, not a curated record. Gene Ontology annotation, molecular function: protein binding; signaling receptor complex adaptor activity. Gene Ontology annotation, cellular component: heterotrimeric G-protein complex; cytoplasm. Gene Ontology annotation, biological process: G protein-coupled receptor signaling pathway. The transcript is spliced from 11 exons. Lineage: Eukaryota; Metazoa; Chordata; Actinopteri; Cichliformes; Cichlidae. The coding region runs from base 508 to 1530 and encodes 340 amino acids.